Molecule: messenger RNA, 1387 nt
Organism: Cajanus cajan (pigeon pea)
Lineage: Eukaryota; Viridiplantae; Streptophyta; Magnoliopsida; Fabales; Fabaceae
Source: RefSeq, a predicted model, not a curated record
AGGUUCCUUCUUUCUCUCACUUCUCACCAAAUUACUGUUUGCUUUUCAAUUCCAUUUUCCUCCACAAAAAAUCUCAUCUUUCUUUUAUGAAUUCACGACUUUUAACCCUUCUAGAUCCUCCCUUUUUCUUUAGAAUACAAUCUCUACUCAUUAAGUUGUUUAGAUUCUUUGGAGAGUAAGAAACUAGGUACCAGGCGGUGCAAAUUUGGGAUUAUUUUUAGCCUUCUGGCAUCUCAAUGAUGACAGAAGAAUCAUCAGAGGUCUUGGAAAAACAUGCAAGCUCAGGCUCUCAUGUGAGGGGGAGUAGUGAAUAUGUUAGACUGGUCAUAUCUGAUGAACCAAGGGCUGUUGAAGCUGAAGUCCUGCUGCCUCGAGCAGAACAAAGAAUUAAGUCUUUCUGGUGGUGGAUGAAAUCCUUUUUAUGGUGUGUUGUCAUUGUGAUACUAGCCUUUUGUCUUAUAAAAUGGGGAGUGCCACUUUUUUUUGAAAAGGUUCUUUACCCAAUCAUGGAAUGGGAAGCUACUGCCUUUGGCCGUCCAGUUCUUGCCCUAGUACUCGUUGCUUCUCUGGCAUUUUUCCCAGUGUUCUUAAUCCCUUCUGGCCCCUCCAUGUGGCUGGCUGGGAUGAUUUUUGGUUAUGGCCUUGGCUUUGUUAUAAUAAUGGUUGGAACAACCAUUGGGAUGGUCCUACCUUACCUAAUUGGGCUACUGUUCUGUGACCGCAUUCAUCAAUGGUUAAAGAGAUGGCCACAAAAUGCUGCAAUGAUCAGGCUUGCUGGGGAAGGGAACUGGUCUCGUCAAUUUCAAGUGGUUGCACUGUUUAGGGUUUCUCCUUUUCCCUAUACCAUAUUCAAUUAUGCUGUGGUAGUCACAAACAUGAGGUUUUGGCCCUACUUAUGUGGAUCAGUAGCUGGAAUGGUACCAGAAGCUUUCAUCUAUAUCUACAGUGGUCGGUUAAUAAAGACAUUGGCAGACGCACAGUACGGGAAGCACCACUUGACUACUGUGGAAAUCGUAUACAACAUUAUUUCUUUCAUUAUUGCAAUUAUUACCACUAUUGCCUUCACUGUUUAUGCAAAAAGAACUCUAAAUGAACUCAAAAUGGCAGAGUUGAAUGAGGAAGUUAACUCUGUUUCUGAGAAGGGUUGUUUUGAGAUGGAGAAGCUUCCUCUUGAAAGGCCUAAACAGCUUAUUUUGUCGAAAUUUUCGUGAUAGUGUAUACUUUUUGUUUUGGAUAAUAGUGUAUACUUAUGUGUUCACAAGAUGCUUUAGGAUUACUUUUAUAACAUUUUUCCCUUUCUUUUUUCCCCGUUUACAUCAUGCGCCCUAUGACAAUCCCUGUAACUAGGAUGUGUGAUAGAGAAGAAAAAGACCGAAUGCAGUUAACA